CUUUUCGCCUCGGUCGUCGUGAAGUUUCCUUUUUCCGCCCGAAUUCACCUAGUAGCGAGCGUCGAAACCGAAGAAAUUUUGCGGCGGAGCGUGGGCGUGUGUGUGUGUGCGUACUGGACAGCGAAAGGCAGCUUAAGGGAAACCUGACGAGUGGCUUGACUCGACUCGGCUGGGGCUACUGCACAAACGGACAUGGCAACACGCAAGUUCUCAGCAGCGGUGGUUCUGGGGGCAUUCCUGCUCGGCUCCUUGCACCUAGUUUCGUCCCAACAACGACCAAAAUCACAAGAUUGUUAUCCAGACCUGGUCUCUGGGUGCUACAGAUAUUACCAUAGCAGAUUGUGGGGAGAUUUUGACGGAAACUACGAUAGAGCCUGCAGGAACGUGACGGCUAAGUAUCCGUGCCACCAGAGGUUAGCCUCAUGCCCGGAGCCAGUGAGAUCGAACUUCAGUCGCCAGGAGAGCGGAUACGAAGCCCUUCGCGAUCUUAUCUGCGACCGCAAGGCCUUUCAAGAAUACCGCACAGCCUCUGAGUGCCGAGACGUGGAAAAGUCUCGCAUCUGCGAGGAACAGAACGGAGCUAAUCCGGAGGGCCUUAAAAAGGAUCCCGCCAACUUCGGCUGUAGGCUCAUGCGGACCACGCUUAUGUGUUUCGACGAGGCAUUCACGCCGGAUUGCCAGAUGAGCCAGAAAGCUGCUAAGGCGGCAUUCGGGAAAGGUCAAGACAUCCUGCUCGCCCUGGAAGGCUGCAGCUCAUCUGCGGGGUCACGCUUCAUUUCGCAGUUGCUCUUGCUUGGCGUAGCCACCUUAACUCUUGCGCGUUGCCUUAGCUACUAGCGUGAGACAAACAGUCGGCAUUGCAGGAGGCUAUCCGAGUCCCUGCAGCAACAACAACAACCGCAACAAAUACUGCACAACAAGAGCAACGAAUAAUUCAGACAUUUUCCCGAACACUGUGGAAGCUGCUUUGCCUUUCAGCACUCGCUCUUCACUCACUUUUCUUCUUUUAUUUUUUUGUGUGUGUAUGCGCGUGUGUUUUCUCUGAGGCUCCGAUGCCUUUAUUACACAGCGGCAUUAUUUGCGCUGUAAGAUUUUGCAUAAGCAUUUCUCGAGUUCAGGAAUUUUACCGCUGUCAUCGUUCCACGUGGUCUUAAAUGUCAUACGUAGCCAAGUUGACGGCGUUUUUGUUAUUGCAGUGGGCACAGUGCACUGACGCCAUCAUUUGCCACUCAGCGACUACUAUGCGUUCUGAUGUUGCUUUUUUUUUUAACUGACUGUGUACUAUCUUUGAAGAGGAUCUUAGGUUGCGCACUGACUUAGUAUAUAUUCGCAAUUCACUGCCACACGUUGUUGCUGUUAUGUCUGUCACCACUUCGGGAAAAGGCUGAGGAUUUCACCCGGAAUAAACGAGUCGUUAUUUCAUCUGA
Molecule: messenger RNA, 1427 nt
Organism: Dermacentor andersoni
Lineage: Eukaryota; Metazoa; Arthropoda; Arachnida; Ixodida; Ixodidae
Source: RefSeq, a predicted model, not a curated record